This is a messenger RNA of Anthonomus grandis grandis, 10583 nucleotides long. RefSeq names its product fibronectin type III domain-containing protein 5-like. The transcript has 7 exons. Bases 399 to 1400 code for a protein of 333 amino acids. Gene Ontology annotation, molecular function: protein binding. NCBI's taxonomy places the organism in Eukaryota, Metazoa, Arthropoda, Insecta, Coleoptera, Curculionidae. The record is from RefSeq and is a predicted model, not a curated record.
UGCACCGCGACGUCAUGUGAACCCCCUCCACACUAAACUUCUAAAGAAAAAAAAUAAGGGUCGUAUUUUGAACCUUUACGCCUCCGUACAAUAAAAUUAAAUUAUACGUCAUUAAAUGAUGUGUACAAUUUAAUAGCAAUUCGAAGGACAUUUAAUAACUUUCUUGGAAAUUUCCGGUGCCAGUUGCCGACCGAAUCGAAAUACUUUAAGUGAAAUUAAAAUCAAUUUCUGGAACAGUGUUCCAUAUACCUAGCGGUGCGACCAAGUAGUCGUUGCUAUCCUUAAGUGAUGUUAGAGCAGUCCCAGGACUGCCAGUCUGUCUGAAUGUCGGGGUACUGCGGCAUCGGGCGUCGAGAUGUCUCCGGGAGUGCCGAACGGAGCCCUGCAGUCCACUUAAUAUGUACCUUCUGGCCUCUGCGAUACUUCUGCUCGGUACAUUUGAUCUAACAGGUUCGAUGCCCGGAGGGCCCGGCGCUCCCGAAAACAUCACAGUCACAUUUCUGAAUCCGACGUCAGUUCGAAUUUCUUGGGAUUCAGCCGUCAGCAAUGUCGAAAAGUUCGACGUUACCUAUAAGCCUACCGAUGCCAGUUACAGGGUGGUGGAAGUUGUUGCCGGCAACAGCGACGCGGUGACUCUAUCCAACCUAAAUCCCGAUACGCAGUACCAACUUACAGUUUCGGCAGUUUGGGCUGGAAGGAAGUUUAGGAGUCGACCGAUAGUCUUCCGGACACUUGAGCCUCCAAGAACCUCUCCGCAACAAGACUCUAUGGCUGCGCCGGCGCCUGCAGGGGUAAUAGAGGCAACUUCAUACGCCACCACCACCACUGACCUUUCUACAACUAAAGAAACUACUACCGAGGAUAUUUUUGUAGAGUAUCCCCAGCCUAGCUCAACGGUUCGCGGAGUGGAAAUUGGAAUAGUCCUAAUCGUCUUGGUAGUCUGGAUAGCAGCGAUAGCCCUAUUUUUCAACCGCUGGGGAAAAAUCAGGAUGCUGCUACCGUACCAGCCAGACUACAAACAGGAGCAGCUUAAAGUGCCUGGUACAGCUGCGUGCGCAGCUGCCACAGCUACUGGAAACAGCACUUGCACGCACCAUGUUACACCGAACAUCUGUCAGCAGAACCACCAAAUUUUCCAGGUGCACGCCCAACCGCCGCGUACCCCGCGACCUCGGAUGAACUCGGCGAUUUUCGUAUCGAACAGCGGCCCCGGUAUCGACACGAAAGAGUUCUUCCGUCGAUACGGUUCCGUAUCGAAACUGUGUCGGAAGGCGAGAAGUGUCGAUAAUAUUGCGAUGGAGAACGGCCAUUUCGGUCUGCCCACUUUAUCGAUAAGCGGACCCAGCCCACCAGAGGCCGACGAAGAAACGGAAAUCGACGAAACUGAACGGAUGUUGUAACGGGGGAAAUACCGACUCGGUUUUGAAUAAUAUUGCGAGUAUUUAAUAUUUGAUAGAAACAGAUCGAAAAUUCUAAAUCUUGUUUAAGAUUUUUAAUCGAAUCCUCUUUAUAAUUCAAUCAUUUUUCACCGAUAUUUCUACUAAAAAAAACACUACAAAUUGAAAAGGGAUUCUGAAAGAUUGUUAAAUGGCGUCAAUUUUCUUCCACUUAACAAAUGUACACCCCUAACUUAAAAUUGCCACCGUAUAUAUCCAAUAUAUCAACAGCAUAACUCACGUCCUAUUGGAUUUUCUUCGGCAAUUUAACGGGAUAUCCGUUUAUCGUUUCAUCAUCAUUUUCUCGUUUUUUUUUUGUUUUUAUGACAAUAUUUCUUGGUAUAGUUUAAUUUUAACUCUAACACGAUAAUUUUGACUUUUUACGUGCAUUUUGGAUUUAUCGGUAAAAUAAACAUGGUGUCACCAAAAAUCACCGAUAAGUCAAAAAAGGGCAAUAGACCAGGUGCCUAAGGAAUCAAAAAAAAUAUUUAAAAAAAUCUAUCUUAAGUACCUACUUUUAAAAUUAUAGGCAUAGGAAAACCGAAAAAAAAUGACCUGUUGAUCUUUCUAGUAGUGAGGUUCAUUUUUGAAUUUCUGAACAAUUUUUUUUAAUGUAACCCUGAAUAACCCUCCGAAAAAUUACAAAACUAAAUUUAAACACAACUGUUUAAAUCUUUAAGAAUGUUGAAUUGCUCCAAUUUUGACCAUCAUUUCCCAACUUUAACUAACUGUCCUGGAAAAGAAAAUUACUUCACUGUUCGGCUUCAAUUUUACGGAAUUUUCCUGAAACAAAUGUAAAAUACGUGUUUUUAAAAAAAUAACUGAAACUUCCAAUGGAUACCUAUAGCAACGUUCCAUUGUCCAAUAUAUCGACAAAAAAAAAGACCAGUACAUUUGGUAUUAAUAGUUACGUUCAUUUAUUGUGAAAGAACAACAUGCUCUUUUAUUCUUCAAUAUUUCUUUAAAUUGACUACACAGUGAUGAAAAUAACACUUUUGGUAUUACUGUGAUCUUUCAAUAAAAAUUGACAUUUAAAGGAAAUACUUCUUGAUGGAUAAAAUCAAACUUGAUGAUCUUCAUAGGAGAAUAUAAUCAAUUUGUUACAUCUAUCAAAAGAGUAAACCGUUGAAUAUUCGAAUGAUUGUUAGUAUAAUGUUACUGAAUUGUAAAGGAUUUCUGGAUACGUUGGAUAUGUUGAAAUCUUCAGCUCUAUUGAAGGAUCUAAAUCAUUUAUAAGAAAUAGAAAAUUAAAGAUUAAGUACUCUUAAGACUGAAAUAUAAAACACCUUACAUAAAACUCAUGAUUUGAAACUAAAACUUACUGAAACUUCCCAGAAGUCAAAGGGCUUAAGGGAAAACCAAUGAAUUAUCCUUUUCACAUAAGGUCCUUGAUAAAUUUCUGGAGCCUUACCCAGAGUUAUCAGAGGCCAAAGAACUUGGUAAUAGCAAUAAGACAUAUGGUUUAACGUCUUAAACUAGGUCUAGCUCAUCUCAUCCUUUCUUUUCUAACAGAAUAUUACCCAAAUUUUUAAGAAAAUUUUAGCUAGAACUGAUAUUUAUGGGCAUGGACGACAUUCUGAGAGGCAUUCUAGAAAAGUCAGGGUUUACUCUCGAAAGACCACUGGUUACUGAAUGAAAUAUGUCCAUUGGAGGUACUGACAGGAACCAGAAGUUUACGUAAGGAUGGUGAUGGAUCUAUGGAGCCUCAGAGCCAAAGAACUUGGAAAUGCUAAUGAAUAUUCUUGGUUUCAUGCCUUGGAUUAGGUGUAAAGAGCUUGAACUUUAAGAAUUAAGAAUUUCCUUGCAGAACACACAUGGUUUUUAUUUUUUUACUCGAAAACCUUGAAUAUUAAAAAAAAUUAUCAUUAAAAAAAUGUAUCAAAAAAUUACUAAAAAUCAUAAUAUGACUUUUACUUAAAAGACAACUUCAUAUUAUGAAAGAUAAUGCCCACACGAUUAAAAAAAUACAUCAAAUGGACCGGAAAAACGUUGGAAAAUUUACUAAAAUACUUAAAAGAAAUGAAAAAUUAGUCCUAAUUGCUAAAAAAUAUUAAUGAUUACCUACGUCAAAUAACCGAAAUAAAUUGAAACAUUAUCUCAAAUAUGAAGUGUUAAUUUUUUUUCUGGAAAAAGAAGAAAUACGUCAAAACCAGAUGUACAAUAUUUUUUAAAUAUAGAUAAUUAUUCCAUACAUAUAGUUCUUAAGAGAAAUAGAUAACGAUUGAACUCAUACUAAACAUCUAUUGGAACAUAUCAAUUAUUUCCAGUCUGUGUGGAGGUUGCAAUCAAAUCUCUAUUGCAAUCAAAGAAAAACAUCCGAAGAUUAGAAAAUGUCUAGAAUAAAUUUUAAAAAUACUUUAAGUACUUGAAAGACAGUACAAUUCAAUAAAUGUUUUCUUUAUGGGAGUGAGAUAUUAGUCCCUGGAAUCUGAUGAAAAAUAAUUUUCAAUGCCUGUAAGCAUGAAAAGUGUGAUAUGCAAUUUUCUUAAAACGCUUAACAUAAAAUAUUUCUAACUGGAAGAUGCUUUCAGAUGAUUGGAUUUACAUGUUUAAAAAUGUUCUUCAAAAAAUAACAGAAACUUCCAGUGAAAAUAUCAACUUCUUAUUUUCCAAUAUAUUGAGAAAAAAUAAAUGCCGAUACAUUUGGUUAUAAUGGUUCAACUCAUUGAAUACAAAAGGAAACAUUAUUGUAUUUUCCAUUAUUUCAUAUAUGAAAAAUGAUGGAAAAAUGGACCAGAAGGUAACAGUAGCAAUGUUAAAAAUGGAUAGAGACCUAUUACUUAAAGCCAUUCAACUACUAUUCAAUCAUGUAUCAUUAAUUGUAAUAUACCAACAAGUUGGGAAUCUAAAAUUAAUAAUAAUAUUUUUAAAAGGCGAUACCUCUACCAUAGAGAACUAAGACCAAUCAGUCUAUUAUCCAAUUCUUAGAACAUUGAAUGCCUAAUGUGUAUUAGUAAUAUUAUUAUCUAUAUAAGCUAUUUACAAAUAGAUUGACUAACAAACUAGACUUUUACCACUAUUAAGCGAAGAAUGCGAGGAAUACAACAUACAUCUGGGGUUUGUAGACUUCAAAAAGGCUUUCGACUCCGUAGAAUUCUGAUCAAUAUUUGAGGGACUAAACAACGCAAGAAUAGAUUUCCGGUACACCACUCGAUUAAAAAAUAUAUAUAAAAAUGCAUGCAUGUUAAAGUAGACAAAACAACACCAAUAAGAAAAAUACCACUAGAAAGAAAUCUGAGACAGGCGGACACCAUUUCUCCCAAACUUUUCACAUUGGCAUUAGAAAAUGUAUUUAGACCAUUGAAUUGGAAUGAAAAGGUAAUAAAUAUAGAUGGCAUAUACCUCAACUAUGUAGGCAUUGCAAAUGACAUAUUCAUGAUAAGUGGAAGCGGAAUUGAACUCAAAGAAAUGCUGAUCUCGGCCGUGCUUCAGAGCCUCUACAGAUCAACUACAAAAAAACAAAGAUUAUAUACUACUUGACAGUCAAUUAUCAUUUUAAAUAAACGAACAACGUAUAGAAAACGUACAAGAAUACAUUUACCGCAGGCAGCUUACCAAACUAGAAGAGCCCAAUCAAACUACCCAGAUAACAAGGCGGGUUAAGCUCGGAAGAACGGCUUACAGAAUGUUAAAUCACCUACUCAAAAUUCAAAAAACACCGAUUAGUGUGAAGGGUAUCAAAAGCUGCCGAUUGUGCCGGUGCUGACGUACGGAAUAGAGAAGAUGGCACAAAUUAAAAAAACGCAAGAAAACCCAGAACAACGCAGAGAGGAAUGCUUGGCCUAAGUGUCAGAUAUCGAAUAAGAAACACAAGAAUUAGACGUCGCACAAAGGUCAUAUUCAUCAUGGACAGAGCUGAAAAACAAAAAGGGAGAUGGGCCGAACACAGCGGGUCUGCUUACUUAUACUAUGACGAUUUAGAACAUCAAAAAGAAGCAUAGGCCGUCCAUAGAAGAGAUGGUCAGAUCACAUAAGGGAAACAGUUGGUAGAAAUUGGCUACUGAUUGCACAAGAAAAUUUGAAAUAACCUAGAGGAGGCCUAUAUCCAGCAGUGAACGAGAGAAUGCUAAGAGAAGACAAAUAUAUUCUUUUAGUAAAAAUUGUUCUUAAAAUAUCUCAAUAAUAAGUUAGAUGUUUAGGUACUUAGGUUGGGAUUUGUCUAUCGGAUAUCUGGAAUCAAAUAAAAAAAUAACUUUAACGCCUGUAAGAUACAAAUACACAAGUUAUAUGAAAAAUGACUUCUAUUAUAAACAUGUAAACAUAAAAAGUUACGUCAAAUGUUGCAACGUCCGAACAAUUCCAAUUCCUGAAAGAAACAAAAAGUUGCUUAAUAAUUACUUCCAAUAAAACAUAAAAAAUAUAUCGAAUAGCCGUACGAUUUUAACAAAAAACAUGAAAUGACCGAAAUACAUUGGAAAAUUUCUUGAAACAUUUGAAAGAAAUAAAAAGUUACUCUUGCAUGAUAUAAGUUGAAAUAUUACGUCAAUAGUGAAGGUCAAUUAUUGUUCUGCAAAAAAGAAAAAAUAUUUCAAAAUCAGUUGGACAAUAUUUUCUAAAUAUAGAUAAUCAUUUGAUACAUGUAGUAUUUAAGAGAGCUAGAUAACUAUUGAACUGGUACUAAAUAUCAUACAUAAAAUCAUCAUUAAAAAUUUCUUGCAAUGGAAGAUAAAAAAUGGCUUCGGAUACAUGGAAACAAUAUUCUUAGAAUAUAAUGAAAUAUUCAAGCUUAUUGAUCAACUUCUAUAAAAAUUGUCUUUAACACAAGUGCAUUUUUUGUUCUCUCCAAUAUUUCAAUAAACCACAAGUGUUAUUCAGUUUAAAAGUUAAUACAAACCGUGAAUUAUAUAUAGGACAUAAUAAAUAGCCAGCUUACCAUCUCAGCCCAAUAUAUUCCCCGGAAAACUCUAAAAGCUUCCCUUUAGCAAUUUAUCUAGACGGUUUCCUGUAAAAAUAGUCUGUAAUAGCGUAUAUAUCCUUCUAGAGUUAUAUGCAGUAAUUUAUCUAGUGCGAUAAGAUUUAGAAUUUUCAAUCCAUUCCAGAAAGGGCAAACACCAAAACAACGAUGGCAAUAAGGGUUAAAAAUGUCCAAUUAUGUCGGCUGUUCGGUGUAAAUGUACAGGGUAUGAAUCCUGUAAAUUGUACUAAACAUUUUCUAUUGUAUAAAAAUUAAUAUUUAUUUUUCAUAACGGGCAUUAUUGACUUUAAAAAGUUGAGUAUUUUUAUUGCUAUUUAUUCUUUAAGUCUGAAUUUAGCUACAUAUCUUUGAAUUGGUACGAAUUAUAUUGAUUUCAUUAUGUGGACGAUAUUUAAAAAGUAAAUUGUCAUUUAUUUAAUCAUAGGUAAGUCGAUAACCCACAUCUAGGGUAUUUAUUAUUGUAAAAUACUUUAGAAGUCCAUAUUUUGCCUUUAAACUAUAAAACACCACAACUGACCAGUGGCGGCUCUCCUUUUUAGGUUAAAGGAUCAAUGACCCAAAAAAAGUAUUUUCUUAAAACUGAAAAAUGUUUGGAAAACAAUAAUAAAUUAAAACAAGUAAAAACUGUCUGGAAAAAUUAUUAAAAAACAUUAACAAGUUACGCCCAGAGUAAAAGAAAAAUUCCUUCAAAUGUCUAAAAGACAUAAAGAAGAAAAAGAGGUUCGGAAGUCGUAGGCUUAAUAAUACUUAAAAAAAUUACGUUAAAAUGGAAUGUAUGUGAAUGGAUGUGGAAUGAAAAUUACAAAAUUACAUCUGGUAAGACAUACAAAGUGACUAGAAGAAAUACAAAAUUUAUUUUAAAUUCCUGGAACAUAUGAAAAUAUAUUUAAUUAAAAUUGGAUUGAUUCAGAACAUACAAUUAUUUCAGAACAUACAUAAAACAGCGUCAUAUGUCGGGAUAAUAUAAAGGAAUUUAUAUGUUCCUGGAAUAUUAUAAUAAAUAUUUGCCAAUGCAUGAAAGACAUAGAAAAGAAUUAAAAAAUAACAUUAAAUGCCUAGAAGGUACAAAAAUAAAGAAAAAACCUAAAGAAUAAUUUAAAUCCUGGAAACGAAUGAAAAAUAAUGUCCAAUAUAUCAAAAGCAUAAAGGUCUCAGGCGCUCAAAAGGCUUACAAAUUGAUACUAAAAGUCUGAAGCCUAUAAAAAAUAUAGACAAUAUACAUAAAAUUACGUGAAUUAUAUGGUGAACUAAAUACAAAUUACUAAAAUAUAUAAAAAAAAAAUUUUGAACGAGUAAGAAGUUUCGUCAAAUGUCUGAAAGUUAAAAAACCAAUUAAUUAAACACAGAAAAAAAUUAUUCAGGUACCUGGAAGUCAUAAAAAGCGCCUUUUAGAUGCUUGGAAGGCUUAAAAAGACAUUAAGAACCUAAAAAAUUACGUCAAAAAGUUGGAAUAAUUAAAAAAAUUACUCGAAUGUCGUGUUUUUUUUUAUAACUCCUGAAAAUUAUUUUAAUUGCCCCGAAUAAAAGAAAACUCAUUACAUUUGUCUUAAAAGAGUCUGGUAUAAAAUUGACUUGAACUGCCUGAAAGUUGCAUAAAAUCAUGAUUACAAACGAGAUAUAAGUUGCGAUUUCAUGAAAAAUUGGCAUGAAAAAUUCAAAAUUCUGUUUUACAACAAUUUAAAAAAAAACAGUAAUUUUGUUAUUUUAAUGAAAUUUCUAUUUAUUUAUUGUAAAGGAGUUUAAAUACCUAAUAAAGAAAAUUUAAAAAAAUCAAAUAUACAUAUGUAGUAAUCCCUAUCAAAGAUGUUACGAGCCGCCACUGCACUUAACUACCCCCAUUUUAUAUAUGAAUAAACCCAUGAUCCUAAGGGUCCAUAUUCUUUAGCGGGACCACAUAUAUAUAUACAUAUAUAUUAUACAGGAUGUACAGCUUCUUCUAAAAAAAACACAUAUAAUGAUUUCGUUAUAGAUUUUUGUGCAUCCUGUAUAAUAUAGUUUAGCAAUGAAGGGCGAAACACCACGUUCCUUUCAUUUUUCAUAUCCUCAACAUAUUUUAACUAGUAUUAGUGCGCGUGCGCAUCCUAACUUUUUAGCUGUGAAUGAAUUUUACCUUAUUCUAUAACUGUAUUUUAUUGCAUUUUUUACACCCCUCUGUAACGUCCUAGAGAUUAAAUUUAUAUAGGGUGCAUUAAAUUAAGUUUGCCCUAUUGUUAAGCUUUCUAUGCUUGAAGGGUUGGUUUGGAAAAACUCAAUAGCACAAAAUCAGAUUUGCUAAUUUAAGUAAGAAUAAAGAAGUUUACAAUGGUGCAAACCUAAUUUUAAACACUAAUGCAUAGAAGGGUGACUAUAAAAUAUAACAAACGGGACUCACUGUAACAUAUUAAUAAUUAUAACUUAUUUGUAGUGUAUAUAUAUAUUAUUUUUUUCAUAUUAGUUUAGCAUUUUUAAGAUGUAUUAAGUAAAUAAAUUUCAGUAUAAAAGUAUUAACAAAACUUCUAGACAGAUUUUAAGGAUUAUAAUAAUAUGAAUGUAUAUACUUAAAAAACCAACUCUAUAAUAUAUCUUUAGCUGUAUCGCCAAGAAGAGUUUUAAAUAAAAUUGUAAGAUAUAUACGUAGCCAAUUAUAAAACUAAUAUUUUACUAAUAAACUAACCAAAAUUAUUAAAAGUAGCAUUUAGAUGUUUAGAAGGGUUUUCUCGAACUAUUGCCAAUAUUACUUAAUACUAUUGUUAGGCUCAGUAAACACAAAACGAAUAUUCAGGAUGUUCCAUGAACGUCCCUAAAAAUAACUAAAAUAUUCUAGUUAUAUUCUUAGUAUGUUUUCUUUAAGCCACUGUUAUAUGAAACUAGCCUUGGUCUUCAUUUUAAAUAGAUAUAAUGUUCCAUUUAGUUUCAAUGUAUAUUAUAUCAGUGAAUAUUAUUAUUAAUUUUUUAAGGUAAAAAUUUUAAUUAAUUAAUUUUAUUCCUAGAGAAUAUUCAGUCCAACAGGAAACAUUCUACCUAUAUUGAAAUGUUCCUGCAAAUGGUCGGUAUUGAUGGUCUUUGAAUAGAGACAUAUAAUAUUGACAUUUCCAGCAUAGAUCAUGCCUUAAAUAUUCCUGGAAGAUUUCUAAAUAUUUCAGACUAAUUAAAUUAAUGUUCCCAUUAUUAUUUCAUGCGAAUCCUUCUUAUAUUUAACCCUUUGAGGCCGGAUUUAUUUUUUUUAAAUUUUUGGUGAAAAUUUUUGUUUUGCUCAAUUAAUUAAAGAUUAUUUAAUAUGUUUUUAAUAUUAAAUCUUUUUUUUCGCAUAUGAGUUAGUUACAAUGAGGUGUGCUCACUGUAAGGACACUAGGCAGAUAAACAAAAAAAAAUUGGCAAAAACUAAUUUUUUAUUGCUAGAAAAAUACAUUGAUUAUAAAAAAUUUAUUUGGUAUGAUAUUGACGGAAACAGUUUUUCUUAUCUGAAAGGCACAGGGCAACAUCACACCUAAAAAAAUAACAAUAAUUAACUAAGUAUGUUUAUUUAUUUAUAAAUGUAAUAUCAACAGCUACCUUGUACAAUGGCAUCUUGAUUUGUGAGGUUCCGCCUUGGUACUACAAAAAGCACAUCUUCCAGGCUUGUCAUAUAGAGGCAUGUGGGAACAAGAGUCGUACCGAAUUUCGUAUGGUACAAUACGUUUGAAAUAAUUCACCGUUGCUGAUGGCCGACCCCUUUUCGGAAAACCUUGUUCAGCUCCCACAAGUCCUAGGCCCACUGAAAGUCGAAAAAGUUUUAGCGAAAGUUGCGCAUUGGAAUCCGUUCUUUUUUGAUACAAUAUGAAUGCAUUUACUAAGGAUAAAUCUAUGAAAUAGAAAAAAAUUCUAUGCCACCACUUUUUCGACUUUCGGUCAACCUCAUAAAGAGUUUUUAGCAUGUCCGUCUUAUCCACGUAUCCUAUAUGCGUAUUAUAUUUCUUUACUAGUUCAGGACAAGUAACAUCUUCCGCGGAACCAUCUUUUUUUCUGCGGGAAACCCAUGCAUUGAUUUUUGCAUGGAUCCAGAUAAUUAGUUAAAAAAUGGACUGGCCUAUUAUCCAUCCAUUUCAAAAAGGUCAACCCAUCAGUGCUAACUCUCCAAUCGAAUUCACCCCUUGUUAACUGCUUGUCAUCUAGUAGAUCUGUUGGUAGAUUCUUUCGAUCUUUUCUGACGGUACCGCAAGCGUAAAUCAUUUCAGUUUGAAGUUGUUUUUGCAGCUCGACUGAAUUAAAAUAAU